AUGGUGAUUUGCGGAACAUUAAUGAAUGGUCAUGCUGAACUGCAAUGCACAGGAUCCGAGGCAGGACCCACACAUGAAUCUCUGCAGAACGUUUUUGAGAAGAAGUCCUUCCGUCCAACGCUGAAUUACAGCCGGCCAACAAGCGUGAACAUCUCAUUCACCAUUUAUGCAGUGCUGGGAGUGAAUGAAAAAAGUCAGAUUCUUAGCACAUUCCUUUGGCUGCGCAUGUUUUGGCAGCAUGAAUUCCUAACCUGGAGCCCAGAGAAGUGUGGAACAGUGGAGAAAAUUUCACUGCCAGUGGAAGAUAUUUGGACCCCGGAUGUUGUCAUCUAUGAAUUUAUAGACGAAGAUAAGUUCCAACGCACACCAUUUGUCUACGUAAAUCACACAGGACGUGUUCGCUACGACCGGAUGCUCCGAGUUGUCAGCUCUUGUAACCUCGACAUCUUUAACUUUCCGUUUGACGUUCAAAAUUGUUCAUUGACCUUCGGCUCUUAUACGCACACAGUGAAAGAUGUGCGCCUUGGUCUGGCUGUGCCCGUGGAACAGAUUCUGCAAAGCUCAUUGCAAUAUCUGGAGACUAGUGGUGAAUGGGAGCUCCUGAGGAUAGAAGGGUCAUCUGACAAUCUUAAAUUUGGCAUUGAUGAGUGGGAUAUCAUUACAUUUUGGGUGGUGAUCAGGCGUCGCUCCGUCCUGUAUGUGGUGAACCUAUUAAUCCCGAGUGCUUUCCUCAUGCUGAUUGAUAUUCUGAGCUUCUACCUCCCCCCACACAGCACAGACCGUGCUUCCUUCAAGGUGACCCUACUACUCGGUUAUAUGGUGUUCCUCCUAAUUAUGAAUGACCUGUUACCAAGCACCGCCAAUGGCACACCACUAAUUGGUGUUUAUUUCUCUGUUUGCUUGGCUCUUCUGGUUCUCAGUCUGCUGGAGACAGUCAUAAUAACUCAUGUCUUGCAUCGUGGGACCCUGCAGACUGGGUCUGUGCCUGCCUGGGUCAGACGUCUUAUCCUGGGCUACAUUGCCCAGCUCAUCUGUUACCGUGUAACUGCUCACAGGUCAGACACUGCCUCCUCUGCUACCAAUGACCUGCCACCAGCCGGUGAAAACAAUGCACUUCGUUUUCUGCAAUCCAGCCGCUUCCAUAAAGAAAUGGACAACAUUACAGAGUUCCUGCCGAUGGCCCCAGAGCUACUUUCCCCCAAUGCUCUUAGUCCUGUUCCUGAGAGGCAGCUGGCAACGAUUAGUCAGAACCUACAUACGGUCAGGAAGAUAAUGGAAGAUAAAAACCAUCUCCAGCUACAGGAAGAGGAAUGGAUUCAAGUUGGAUAUAUCCUUGACUCUCUUCUGUAUCGCCUAUACCUAAUCCUCAUUGGAUCCUACGCCAUAACCAUUAUAAGCGUCUGGUGUGCUUGGUACAAUAUAUAA
Spea bombifrons (plains spadefoot toad) is the source of this 1425-nucleotide messenger RNA. RefSeq names its product 5-hydroxytryptamine receptor 3A-like. Gene Ontology annotation, biological process: chemical synaptic transmission; regulation of membrane potential; monoatomic ion transmembrane transport. Gene Ontology annotation, molecular function: extracellular ligand-gated monoatomic ion channel activity; neurotransmitter receptor activity; transmembrane signaling receptor activity. The record is from RefSeq and is a predicted model, not a curated record. The transcript is spliced from 9 exons. Gene Ontology annotation, cellular component: membrane; neuron projection; synapse. Lineage: Eukaryota; Metazoa; Chordata; Amphibia; Anura; Pelobatidae. The coding region runs from base 1 to 1425 and encodes 474 amino acids.